AGGAAUGGAAACGACAGGAGUGGUGAUCUUGCUGCUUCUGGCACAAUCGACACUUUCACUGGGCACCACCAGGGAAUACCACCUGGUGCAGCUGUUGAAAAACUGGACUGAAGCUCAGAGUUACUGUCGGGAGCAUUUUGUUGACCUGGCAACCAUAGAGACGGCAGAGGACUGGGACAGAGUGAAAACAAUAUUUGAUAGCAGUGGCCAACGUGCAUGGAUAGGACUUUAUAAUGACGUUAAGGAUUGGAAGUGGUCAUUGAAUGAUACAUAUCUCUACAGAGAUGGCAACACUGAAGUUCGAGAUUGGUUUGGUUCAGAUUUUGACAACUACCAAGGUUUGGAGUGGUGUAUGGAAAUGCAUGGAACAGGAGCUCUAAAUGAUUUGGGCUGUAAUUAUCUUAGAAGGUCAAUGUGUUAUAAUGAGUCCACCAAUGAGCACAUCCCAGUUACAGAGCCUAUGACCUGGGUUUCAGCUCAGCAAAACUGCAGGGACAAAUACACAGACUUGACCAGCAUAAGAGACGAGCAAGAGAGGGAGAAGAUCAGGAUUCCCAUGAUGAAAGUGCUGAAGGUUGUAGUGUCGUCUGAAGGAUCUGUGGACCUGAAUGAUCCUCUAGUGCAAGAAGCCCUUUUGAACCAUAUGACGAAACGUAUGAAGGACAGCAGGAUCCCUCAGAAGUUCAGACUGAGUUGGAGGAAGCAACCAAAUGGCAAAGUCUUUAAUUAG
This is a messenger RNA of Toxotes jaculatrix (banded archerfish), 730 nucleotides long. RefSeq names its product putative C-type lectin domain family 20 member A. Lineage: Eukaryota; Metazoa; Chordata; Actinopteri; Toxotidae. The transcript is spliced from 5 exons. The record is from RefSeq and is a predicted model, not a curated record. Bases 5 to 730 code for a protein of 241 amino acids.